This is a messenger RNA of Bradysia coprophila, 3580 nucleotides long. RefSeq names its product transient receptor potential cation channel protein painless-like. Gene Ontology annotation, molecular function: monoatomic ion channel activity. Lineage: Eukaryota; Metazoa; Arthropoda; Insecta; Diptera; Sciaridae. Gene Ontology annotation, cellular component: membrane; transmembrane transporter complex. Gene Ontology annotation, biological process: monoatomic ion transmembrane transport. The record is from RefSeq and is a predicted model, not a curated record.
AAUGUUGUUCGAACAUACAAUGUUCUGCUUGAGUUGAUGCUAUCCAUAAAUUAUUGUCUUUAAGUGUCGGUUCCGGUUAUUAAAUUUUUAUCUUUUAUUUGUUUAGAAGGUAUACGACAAGCAGAUGAGGUAGCACAGAAGUCUAUGCGUGACUAUUCUGUUCCGAUAUUUACUUGUUCGUAAUGUAAAAGUUAGUGACUUGACCGAUUUUAAAUCUCUCGCAUAAAUCCCAAACCUAUUUCACCAAAAUAACACACACAAAAAUGUAUGGGACUGCGAUAUACCUUUUGCACACCUUCAAUAGUUGCAUAUAUGUGUCCAGUGUUGAUCGUGUCUUCGUUCAUGAUUUCGAAUUUUAGUUGUCGCUAUUAGUGGCCAACGCAAAGACUCUUAAAUAUGGUGUUCGAAACAGUGAAAUUUGAGAACAUACUCACUGAAAGUGUGGAGUCGCGAAAUGUUCAUCAAUUUCGAUACAUCCUAGACGAGCUGAAAUUUAAUCCCAACAAAAAACUGAAAUGUUUCGAUGGAUUAUCAACAUUCGAAGCCGUUUUGUUGAUACCAAAGUCGCGAAAAUUUAUCACAACAUGCAUCUGCAAUGGAUCCGAUUUUUACAAGAAAAACGACGACGGAAUAUACCCACUCCGAUACGCCAUCCACUCAUGCAGCGCUGAAAACCUUAUCGCUAUAUUAAAGCCGAACGAAGAGUCCUUCACACCACUAUGCGACGAUCAUUUUGUGGCGACGCAAUAUUCAGCGAUCAUAAAUGAAAAAUCGGAUGGAGGAAACAACUACCUCCAUCUGUUGGCUAACAACAUAACCGCUGACAAUUACGCAGAACUUUCGAAAAUGAUUAUGGCCAUGCUGGUGAACGGAUGCAACGUGAAUCUACCGAAUGAACAACUAGAAACGCCGUUUUAUUUGCUGUUGAAGAAUCCGGUCGUGGAAAAUGGUUUGCUGAACUUCAUCAUCGACAACGUACGAAUCGACUAUUUUACGCACAACAGCAAAGACAUCCAUGUGUUGAUGGAGGAACGAGGAUUGGCAGCCCGAAUGGGUAAGAAAAUGGAUUUUACCGUUGACACGAACUACAUGGUCCAGCAUCUUGACGACUGGAAUGAGACACAAUUGGUCGAUAAUCUCGAACGUUGGAAACGGGACACGAAGGACCUUGAUGAUGAGAUCAUGGAAUUGCUAGAAGCAGCAAUCGUUAAGAAUUUACCCGAAACGGUUGCCAUUUUGAUGGAUCUUGUUCCGGACAUUAAUCGGAUUUCAAAAAAUGGCAAAUUUAAAAUAAUGCCGGGAUUUUUGGCCUGUACAUUCGGACACCAUCAAGUCCUGAAGGUCCUACUUAGCAACACGAAUUUGUCAUUUCAGUCGACGAGUCUCCAAAGGAAUCUGUUGCAUCAAAUAUUUUCAUCCGAAGCCAUUGAUCCUGUCGAUCGUCAGAAAACCUUCGACUUAAUUAUCACUGACCGACGAUGCACAUUGGACGUAAUUAAUCAGCUCGAUUCUGAAAAUCGGGUGCCUCUGCUUUUCGCCUGCCUGUAUGAAUGCGAUGACAUUGUAAAGGAGUUGCUGAGACGUGGAGCAUACAUCGGUUAUGAGUCCGUGUUUAAUUACAUCAAAAAGGACACCCUAGAAGAGCUCUUGGACGAAUGCGUGAAAUGCUCCGGCGACAUUAAUGGGAGGGACUGUGAUAUUUACAUUGACUACAAAUUCUUGAUGCCUCCGCAGAGAAAUGAGCCAGAAAUCACGCCGGCUCAUUUGAUUUGUGCAAAUUCCAAUCUGAAAGAAUUUAUCUUACAUCCCGUCAUUGCUUCAUUUGUGCUGCUCAAGUGGCGGAAGAUCGACUUCAUCGUUUACUUCAACCUUCUGGUCUAUUUUAGUUUCUUGGUUUUCUUGGGCUACAUCAUCGUGAACUUCUACGAUGUGUCCAGCAAUUUCAAGCACGACGAAGAAUAUUGCCAAAUCACAACCGAUUACCACGACGAACUGUUUCCGGUCAAGCUAAAUGAGUACGUUUUUGAGAGUAGAUUGACUGAUAUGAACAUCUCGGCGAAUGCAAUCACUCACUUGCUCUUCGAAAAUCGCCACUUAAUCCGGAGGUUAUACAACAACAAUGUUGGUGAUCAGAUCGGUGAGAAAUUUAGUGAAUGGAACGAUGUCCAGAUAGACGAAGAAUGGAAAACGCGAUUUCGACAACAUUUCGCCGAACACGCGCUGUCCUAUUGGUUUGGGAUUUUUGGACUCACGUUGAUGGCAGCCUACGAGGUUGUUCAGUGUGCUAUGUCGUACAAGAAAUACUUUUUAAAGCCGAAUAAUUGGCUGGAUAUUAUGCUGAUCGUUUUCUCCUUUUUUGUUCUCGUCAAAAACGUGGAUGUAGGAAGGGACAACUUCAAGCAAAUCUCUGCAAUAAUGAUCUUGUUAAUGGGCGCUCAGAGCAUUCAGCUCUUUUCAAAAGUGUCAGCAUUUUCAUUGUCCCUGCACAUGGCAAUACUGAACAAAGUGUGUCGAACAUUUCUGAGAACCAUUGCUCCGUACAUGAUCAUAAUAUCGGCGUUCGGAAUGAGUUUCUUUGCUCUGAACCAUGACGAUUUUGAUGAACCUUUGAGGAACGGUACUGACUCUGAAGAAGAUCCAGAUGAGGAGCAAGGAUUUCAGGAUCCGUUUCUGUCGACCAUCUCGACUGUUAAAAUGAUGUUGUCGGACUUUGGUGAUUUAACCAUUGAAGAGGAAGACCAUUUUCAAGGAAUUCUAUUUCUUGCCUUUAUGAUUUCCAUUUCGAUUGUUAUGUUUCAACUGUUGAAUGCAUUGGCGAUCACAGACAUUCAGGAAAUGAUUCAAAUUGCUGAAUUUGUCCAAACAAGAAGGCGCAUUUCUACUUUACGUAGCUACGAAACUCUGUACUCAUUCUUCUCGGUGACAUACGCAAAUGUGUUCCCUAGACUUACCACGAUCCUUCUGACACCAAAUAAAUAUGGAUCCACCAAAUACGGAGCUAUUAAAAUCAAGUAUACCCUUCCCACAACGAAAAAUGCCACUGUUUUGAUGCAGAAAACUGGAUCGAUCUCUAAUUUCGAGUAUCUGUAUGUCGACUGGAUGCUAUGGAAAAAUAGUCCGGAACCGUUAGCAUUUGAUAAUGAAUUUAUGGCGAAGGUUAUGCAGUUUGUAAAGAAUCAGCAAGAAAAACAUCUGCAUAACGUGGAGAGAAAUUUGAAUAGUCUGGAGCUGUAUGCGAUCAAAGUGGCACAGGAAGAUAUGUACAAAGAUUUGUCGAUGAGAAUUUCAAGUUUAGAACAUUUUCUGAAAACGAAAUUAGGUGAUUCCAUCGCUGCCAUUUCUUCGGAAUCGUAGUCAGCAAUCGAUUUCAACGCUGACUGUAAGUUGCAAAUUGUAAUUCAGAACUUGAUUCAGAAAGUAUUUUCCAGGCAAUUUUAGCACUGCGUUGAUUGAACCCAUAUUGUGGUUGAUUAAGUGGCACAAUAAAAUUAUUGAAGAUGAAGACUUUACUAAGUAGGAUUUUGUAUUGCUUCUACAUUUUAUUGGUGUGUGUACAUGCAUAUUACCGUUACUCUAGUUU